GUCACAAAAUGUUCAGAUGCUUGAAAUUUGAGCUGCACGAAGAGAAGGAGGCAUGAAGAGAAGGAGUGUCCAAAGGGAAAAGGAAAAGACACCACAAGGAAGCACAAAGAUCAGCUGAAUAUUGGAAAACUGUCUGUGUUCACUUGCAGUCAGUCAUUGUUGUGCAUGUGAAUGGUUAACAGGAAAGUUGUGGCCGUAUGCCUGGAGUGCUUUGGUUGAAGGUAGUGAAAUACUGCAAAUGACUUCCCCCUCGUUCAAAGGUUGCUGAAGCUCAGGCAGAAGUAAACAGAGCUCACUACAGACUGCAAGGUCAGGACUGCCAGAGGCUACUUCAACAACUGGACUGUUCUACUCCAAGAUGGAGCGUGCCUCUUUCCCACCACUGUCCAGAGUUGCCAUUUGUGGUGGGACUCACGGCAAUGAGAUGACAGGGGUGUACAUCGUGAAGGAGAUGCAGAAAAAAAAGGUGGAUAAAAUGGGAUCUGUUUCUAUAACCACCGUCCUGUCAAAUCCACGAGCCGUGGAGACUUGCAGAAGAUAUGGAGAGGUGGAUCUCAACCGCUGCUUCACAAGCGCCUUGCUGAGUUCCCCGAUAACAGAUUCAACUACGUACGAGCUGAGGCGAGCUCAGGAGCUGAACUCUCAGCUGGGGCCCAAAGGAAGUAUCGAGGCCGUGGAUAUGCUCAUAGACCUCCACAACACAACUGCCAACAUGGGCCUGUGCUUCAUCUUCUGCUCUGUAGACUGGAUCAACCUUCACAUUUACAAAUACAUACAGAGUAAAAUGACUUCUGUACCUGUGAAAGCAAUCCACGUUAACCUAUCCUCCUCCGACGCUUAUUCCUUGGAGUCAGUGGGCAAGCAUGGCUUUGCGUUAGAAGUGGGUCCUCAACCACACGGCGUGGUCAGGGCUGAUAUCUUUAACAUGGCUAAAGAGGCAGUUGAUCUCACAAUAGAAUGGCUUCAAAAGUUUAAUUCCGGAUGUAGUUUUGAGGGGGGUGAAGUGGAAACAUUCACAUAUGUAAAGAGUGUCGACUACCCAAGAGACCCUGAUGAUGAAAUUACUGCUGCCGUACACCCUGAGCUACAGGAUAAAGACUUUGAGCUUGUGCGGCCAGGAGAUUCCCUGUUCCUGUCAUUUUCUGGGGAGACGGUGAAGUACGAGGGAGAGCCCCUUUACGCUUUCUUUGUGAACGAGUGCGCCUACUAUGAAAAGAAGAUUGCUUUCCAUCUAGCCCGAAAGAACACUUACACUUUACCAUCCAUCUCUGUGAAGAAGGUUUGAAUGAACAGAGGACCAAAGCAGGACCGGAAGAAAAAGCACAACAGUAAUGUGAUUUUCUAGUCCCAGUUGCAGGUUGCAGUUAUAGGGCCUGCGAACAAAUGAACAACUCUGAGUGAAUCUUAUGUGUGAAACAGAUGAGUGAUACUAAAGGCCUCCUCCUAGAUUAAAUUUUUUAAAUGAACCUGACAAAAUUCUGUUUUAACAUGUAGCGUUUGAAUGAAGACAUGAACUGGUUUGAUUGUCAGUUCAACUAAAUAUAAUUAAAACUGAAUGCCAGUGGAUCUGCUCAAUUGCCAGUAAAUGCAAUUUUAGUCACAAAAUAAAACUGUCAGAGCCAAAGUAAUGUUUUUCUUUAUCUUUAAAAAAAAAACACAUCAUAGUUGUCUACGUGAAUAGAUUCCCAUCAUAAAAAUUCUUUUGUGAAAUUUCCACCUUGACAGAAUGUACCAGGACCAGUCAUAACAGGGCAGGGUUGAGCUUUAUGCAAUGGCUCGAAGAGGAGCGUCCAAAAACCACGACG
Molecule: messenger RNA, 1805 nt
Organism: Cololabis saira (Pacific saury)
Lineage: Eukaryota; Metazoa; Chordata; Actinopteri; Beloniformes; Belonidae
Product: N-acyl-aromatic-L-amino acid amidohydrolase (carboxylate-forming) B-like
Exons: 8
Coding region: 359-1285 (308 amino acids)
Molecular function (GO): hydrolase activity, acting on ester bonds; aminoacylase activity
Source: RefSeq, a predicted model, not a curated record